AUGCCUCGAAAGAACUUCCUCCAGGACUUCUCGCUGGUCUCCGCGCCGGGAAGCUUCCAACGCAUCCAUCAUGUCGAGCUCGGUGAGGAGGACAGCACCAUCGUCUUCACCUACACCUUUCCGCUCAGCCUCGGACCUCACUCCAUCGAGUUUAAUGUUGCCAUUCUAGAUGUCUCGGGGUACCCGGACGAUCACACUUAUUUCGCCUUCUCGGAAGGAGACAACAUUCCCCAGGCCAUCGCCCCGGCUCUAGAGUCGAUCCCGGUUAUGUUCAAGGGCUGCGCGCUGGAUGUCUUCCUGGAAGGCUUCCGUGACUGCCUCGACCAAGCCGUUCUGCCACAAGACAUAGACGCGGAUUCUCUGCCGACCGAUGAUUUCGACAGCAACGGUGAGCCCGAUGACAUGGACUGGGAUCAGACCAGCGGUCCAGACCUCUUCAACUCUACCGACCUGAAGCGGCUGCGAGUUGAUCUCCGCGCCGUGAAGGAAGCAGGCUUCAAAGUUGGUUAUCUGGGCGAUCAGACAGGCGCUCUCAUAGUGUCGAUCUCUUGCCGGGUUGCGAAGCUGGGAAUCUCCGAGGAUGCCAUGCAGAUGUGGGAUAUCCUUCCUUCGCAGUUCUUAGUCCUCUUGCUCCACUACCCACAGGGCUAUGCUGGGCUAGACCGCAUUCUCUCACAACCCGACGCCAGCCCAGACUUGGUCCGGGUGUACAUCGGCUUCUGUGGCACGUACAAGCCCACCAUGGUAUCAGUUCCCGAUGCCUCGCAUGCCAACGUGUCGGAGCAGAUUUUCAGCCCAGGUGCAUCUACUUCCGAAACGCAGUCUCGGAUGAAAUCAUCCUUCAUCACCGAUCCGUUGCAAGGUCUCUUUAAAGAGCGCUUCUUGGACCUGAUCCGAGACCGACUCGAGUAUGGUUUCUCAUGGACAGGAGCCGAACUGUUUUACAACGACCAUCAGGGAAAGCCUCUCGGUCCCAAAAAGCUACUUCAUUCCAAAUAUCGCUGUGCAGAGCAGUGGAGCAAAUCCACGCCAGGUUUUGUCAAAGCCGAUGAACUAUCCCAGCAGCAGAAUACGGUCGAGCUGGCCCUCCCUCUAGUCGCCAUGCAGUAUACCGUUCGUCGAUUUGUCAAGUGUACCGAGUUCUGCCUUAACUGUCAUUGCAAGAUAGACGCCGGUUUUGAAGCACUCAAGCCAUAUGUCUGCUCCAACCCCUUGUGCCUUUAUCAGUACAUGCAACUCGGUAUGGGUCCCAAGCUGGAAUGGGAGAUCGUCUCACAGCCAUACGUAGUUGACAUGCUUGUCAGCUUUACGUAUGUAAGAGCUAUGACCAGGAAUCUUACGGAACUUCCCGUGGGACUGGGGCUGAAGGUUCCCAGUGCGAUUGACUCGAAUUACAACUGUCCGGCCCAGUUUGCGACGUUCGAUGCCCGACAGAUGAUUCUUGGGGUAAACGGCAGCCAUGAGCUGGCAGUGGGGCAGUGGAUCGUUAUAAAGAAUACCAUGGGCGCCUCAUUAGAGCAGAAAUCUGCAUCGCUACACUGCACCGUGCUAGGCACAGAUGGAUGCAAGUAUAUGUCGCUUUCCGCGCCAGUACCCGUGGGGUUUGUGCAAGGAGACGAUUCAUGGAAGCAUACAUGGCGAGAUGUCACAUUCAUUCCCUACAACGUUGACUUUGAUGAUUUGAACCUCCAGCUAAAGAUGGAAGCGAUCAACACUCUCCUCGACACCCUCCCUGAUGUGCAUGCGAUGAAGGAGUAUAUCACGAAUGGUGCAAGCCCGGAGCAAAACACGCCGCUCGCGACCUGGACUCACAGAAUAUCCCCAUCAGCGCUGUACGUUUUGCGGUGGAUUGUCGCCUCGAAUCGAUCCUGCAUUGUACACGAUGACGAUCCCAAACACCAGGUGACAGGCAUGCAGGGCUACAUGCAAUUCAGACUGGCACAAGGAUCCCCAGAUAAGGAAAAGAGGUUCGUUCAAGCGAUCGCGUGCGCCUCCAGUAAAAAGCACCCUACCCUGUUUGCAUGGCAUGGAAGCCCGCUCCACAACUGGCAUAACAUAGUGAGGCAGGGUUUGAACUUCGAGACGGUGCUACACGGUCGCUCCUAUGGGAACGGGGUUUACAUGGCAUCGGAUUUUCUUACUUCAUAUGGCUACACUCGUGUGAGCUCCAAUGCAACUGGGUGGGGUCAGAGUCAGUUAAAGAUUACCGGCGCGAUUUCGUUGAACGAAGUUGUCAAUGCACCCAAGACAUUUUUGUGCAGCAGCCCGUUUUUUGUUGUCUCUCAAUUGGAUUGGAUCCAGCCGCGUUACCUGUUCCUCAUGUGUGAGAGUCCCAGGAACCAGUGGAAGGCCAGCACAGUGCCAACGCAGACAUACACGCAGGAUCCGCAACAUCCAGUCCUGGGCCCGAACCGAGACGCGAUCCACAUUCCUAUAUCUGCUCUGGGCACCCGGAACAGCAAGUGUCAGGAGACUACUCAGGUACUGAAAGAGGCAGGCAAUCCCGCUUCAGGCCAUGCCAAAAAGAAGCGGAAGUUGUCUGGAAAGGGAAUACCCAAGGGGGCAACCGUGAUCGUCUUAGAUGACGACAAGGUAGCAGACACGGAUAGCGUGGCAACCCUUGCCGAAGAUCUCAGACUACUCGAGUCGGAUACGGAGGAUGAGGAGAUGAAAGACUUGGGUUCCUGCGAGGCGUCAAAGAGAACCUACGCACACGACGACCUGUCCAAGACCGAUUUCCGACCGGGGACUCUACACAGCGAGAGCUUGCAACUCCUGGAGCCACCCAGUUACGCCUCAUCGACCGCAACCCAGUCCCUGCAGCGACACCUUCGAGAGACACUGAAAGUGCAAGAUCGGACCCCCCUGCACGAACUCGGUUGGUACGUCGACACGACUCUCAUCAACACCGUCUACCAGUGGAUCGUCGAGCUCCACAGCUUCGACCCUGGGCUGCCUCUGGCCCAAGACCUGAAGAAAUACAAACUCGCAAGCGUCGUCCUUGAGCUCCGCUUCCCACCCAACUUCCCUCUCACCCCCCCGUUCGUCCGCGUCAUCCGUCCCCGGUUCCUCCCCUUCACGCAGAACGGCGGCGGCCAUGUCACCAUCGGCGGCGCGAUGUGCAUGGAACUUCUCACGAGCUCGGGUUGGCUUCCCACCACAACCAUGGAGAGCGUGCUUCUGCAGGUGCGCAUGGCGCUCUGCUCGACCGAUCCGCGGCCCGCUCGGCUUCAAUACGGCAUGGACUACUCGUUCGGUGGCGCGGUUGAGGACUUCCAACGAGCCUGUCUGCGGCAUGGUUGGCUUGUGCCCGAGGAUUUUCCCCGGCUUCGAUCUUAA
Molecule: messenger RNA, 3339 nt
Organism: Aspergillus heteromorphus CBS 117.55
Lineage: Eukaryota; Fungi; Ascomycota; Eurotiomycetes; Eurotiales; Aspergillaceae
Product: putative ubiquitin conjugating enzyme
Exons: 2
Coding region: 1-3339 (1112 amino acids)
Molecular function (GO): NAD+ poly-ADP-ribosyltransferase activity
Source: RefSeq, a predicted model, not a curated record